GGAGCUACAGGCUGGUGUAAAAUGAAUUUGAAGCGGAAUGAAAGUCGACAGUCUGAACCAUAACUUCAGAUACACUUCGUAAACGGCGACUGAUUGGAGCUCAGAAAAGGGCUCAAUCAUGACUCAUGGUGAUGACUGUACAACGGGAGAAGAUGGAGCUGAGGGAGACCAGCAGCACCAUCCUCUCAUUCUGGAAAGAGUGGAGAAGGAUACAGAAAAAAACUGGAAAACCGUUGUUUCCAAUCGGCUAAAGAAACACUGCUCGUGCACCUCAAAGAAAGCCAAGUCCAAAAUACUGGGCUUUGUCCCGAUUCUGAAAUGGCUGCCACAGUAUCAGCUCAGGGACUGGCUGCUGGGUGAUGUCAUGUCUGGAGUGAUUGUCGGAAUCCUAUUGGUCCCCCAGUCUAUAGCCUAUUCCUUAUUGGCUAGUCAGGACCCCGUUUAUGGUCUCUACACUUCGUUCUUCGCCUCCAUAAUCUAUGCCCUCUUAGGCACUUCCAGACACAUCUCAGUGGGGAUUUUUGCAGUACUCUGCCUGCUUGUGGGUCAGGUUGUGGAUAGGGAGUUAGCUUUGGCGGGAUACCUCACAGAGAGCAGCAGCAUCAGUGGUAACGACAGCACCGUCCUGCUGGCUGGCCAGGGGAAUAACAGCUAUGCGGUAGACUGUGACAGGAGCUGCUAUGCAAUCACUGUGGGAGCCACAGUUACGUUUACCGCUGGGGUUUAUCAGGUGCUGAUGGGUUUUUUACAGGUAGGCUUUGUCUCCGUCUACCUCUCCGACUCCCUUCUCAGCGGCUUCGCUACAGGAGCCUCCUUGACCAUCCUCACUUCCCAGUUCAAGUACCUUCUGGGCCUGAAGAUCCCCAGACCACAGGGCUGGUUCACUCUGUUCAAGACCUGGUACAGCGUGUUCACCAACCUGGGGAACACCAACAUUUGUGACCUGGUGACCAGUUUGGUGUGUUUGGUGGUACUGAUACCUACCAAGGAGCUCAAUGAUCGUUUCAAAUCCAAGUUAAAGGCUCCAAUUCCCUUUGAGCUCUUUGUGGUGAUAAUUGCUACACUGGCUUCUCAUUUUGGCCGUUUCAACACGGAGUAUGGGUCAGGUGUGGCUGGCGACAUCCCCACGGGCUUCCUCCCACCACAGAUGCCCUUAUGGUCUCUCAUCCCCAACGUGGCUGUCGAUGCUUUCUCGGUUGCUAUCGUGGGAUUCGUCAUCACAGUCUCGCUGUCAGAGAUGUUCGCCAAGAAGCACGGCUACAAAGUGGAUGCCAAUCAGGAGAUGUACGCCAUCGGCAUCUGCAACAUCCUGCCAUCGUUCUUCCACUGCUUCACCACCAGCGCGGCGCUGACUAAAACGCUUGUCAAGGAGUCGACAGGCUGCCAGACUCAGAUAUCGGGGCUGAUCAGCGCCCUCGUCCUGCUGCUGGUGCUGCUGGUCAUCGCACCAAUCUUCUAUUCCCUUCAGAAAUGUGUAUUAGCCGUCAUCAUCGUGGUAAACCUCCGUGGCGCUCUACAAAAGUUCACAGAUGUUCCCCGUAUGUGGCGCGCCAACCACGUCGAUACUUCCAUCUGGUUGAUCACCAUGGCGACAUCGGCGCUGGUUAACACAGAGCUGGGUCUCCUAGUUGGGGUUAUAGUGUCAGCCUUCUGCGUCCUGGGCCGAACCCAGCAAGCCCAGGUCCUGGAGCUGGGCCGGGCUCCGAACACGGAGCAUUAUGAAGACCUUUCUGCUUACCGCGGCCUUCAAACACAUCCUGGAGUGGCUGUUUUCAGAUACGAGGCACCGAUCUAUUACGCAAACCAGAGCUUGUUCAAAAAAUCUCUCUACAAGAGCGUAGGGCUCGACCCUCUGAAGGAGAAAACACGGCGCAUGAAGUUCAAGAGGAAGCAGAGCAAACAGCCAGAGGAGGUCCCAAAUAUGAAGUCAAAGGAGAAUGAGGUAGCAGGUAAAGAGGAUGGCGGACCUGAUGCGACUGUAACCUUGAUGCUCGACGAGAAAUCCGUCUGCAGAUUACACAGCUUAGUUAUGGACUGCAGCGCCAUCUUGUUUCUAGAUACUGCCGGAGUCAACGCUAUGAAGGAGGUCCGCAAAGAUUACGCAGAACUUGGGGUCAAGGUUGUCUUGGCCCAGUGUAAUACCUCAGUACUGGACGCUCUUGAAAGAGGAGGAUACUACCCUGACAAAAAAAAAGAAGGUGAUGGAGGGGAGAGCAAAAUGAUAUUCUUCACCAUUGAAGACGCCAUCCACUACGUCCAAAGCCUCUCUGUUCCCAACGGCAAUUAUGAUAGCAAAUGUUGAGAUUAUCUAUCUGGCCAAAUAUGUGUGUUUACAUGUGUGAAUUUACAUCUCACAUAGUAUAAAAGAAAAGUCUAUUGUUGCCAUUGUGCCUUGUAAAGUACAGCGUUUGCUGAACUCCCUCCUUAAAUAUUCAACACCUAUCCUAUGUAACUGCUGCAGAUAGUUCUUUAUGUGAUGCUGUUUUAGCAUGUUGAAUGCUAAAAGCAUCUCCUUUAUAGAAAUGGAGCAAAGGUAGAUAGUACUUAAAGUUAAAAGUUAAACUUCACAGCUAUUAUGAAGUCUGUAUUUCACUUUGUAUAUUUUCUCUUUGUUGCACACAGAUGCCCAAAUGACUUCAUGAACAUUCACCCACCAACGCUCAAUACAUAUGAAUUUCACUGAAAAUUUUAAAUUAACAUCCAACAUAGAGGUACAAUAGCUAUUCAUAUUAUUUCAAUAUUAAUGUAUCACACUUUGAUGCCCCUAAAAUUCAGUCACAUGCAUAGUUGCAGUGUAAUAAUUGUAUUCAAUAGCAAGUCAAAGGUUGGUGAAAAUGAUCCAAAGGUCAAUAUAGCGUGUGUGAAGAUUUUAUGAUAAGUAAUCGCACCGACUGGGAGGGGAGAAAGUUGUGUGUGUGUGCAAAAAAGUGAAAAAGUUUGACAUUGUGAAAUGCUGCUUUAAGGUGAACUCUGCUUGUUCAUUUUAGUUUCUGGUUAAUUCAGAAGCUCCAAAAGUUUGAAAUGUCUCGCUCUUAUGAGUUUAGUUUAUAGCCAUAUGCUAUCCUUAAAAUAUUUAUUUUGCAAAGAAAUAGUCAGAACGUACCUCAACAUGAAUGUAACUAAUAUUGAUCCAAAAUGUGUUUUUCUCUCAUAUCAACAAUAAUCAGGGGUAAAGUUUUUCCUGUGGGAAAGACUUUGUCAUGUUUACAAAGCCAUUAAGCAGUAAAUGGACCUUUCAUUUACAAAUGGAACAUAGUUGAGAAUGCCCUGCGGGGGCAGACAAACACCAAAGCUGAAAUUCAGUAGAAUUUUAUUUUAUAUUUCAUUUUACUGCCUACAUGUAUCUAAACUGCAGUGGUCUUUACAGAUGCCUAUAUAGUGCCUUUACUGUACAAACUAAUAUGCUGUGAAUGAUUGCAUAUCAGGUCAUUUGACAUAUGAAUGCACUUUUUUAUUGUUGUAACUGGACAACCCUUUUAUAUAUCUUUCUGCUCCUGAAAGCACAAUCAGCUCACAAUCCACAAUCUUCUUGUUGCCGUUGUGUUUUUGGUUAUGUUUUUGGAACAAAUCUCCGCAGCUUCGGAUUUGAAGCUGUGGUGUUGUUUUUUUACAACUCGACAGGCCUGUACUGAAUGUGUCACUAUGAUUUAGAAGUCUGUAAUGUUUGUCCUUGAUCCAUGUUUGCUGAGGGUGACAUUACCGACAUCAGAAAAACAUACCUCUGAAAAUAAGAGUUUUUCUAUUUAGGUCCAUUCAUUUCUAUUUUUGUGAUACCAGAAUAUUUAAAUACUGUCACAGGGGAUUGAGUCGGGUCUUCUGAGUCAACGGCAGACAAGAUUUUUCACACAGGUCUCACUGAAGCCUCCAGUGACAACUUAUUUUAAAAAUCAUAUUGAAAUGAAGAGUUUAUCACUUAAAAAACAAAGGGAUUAUUUCCAUUCUAUGUAUUUAUGUGAAAAUGAGAGUACAGUCUGGCAUGUAGUUUGAUCUUGAGUUUUUUCUCUUUCAUACAAGAAAUGGACAAUUAUAUCUUGUAAUGUUGUCUACAUUUGUGUUUGUAGCUUCAGUUGUUUCUGCAACAAAACACGGUGCGUUGAACUACCUAGUAACAUUACUUACUGAAUGUAGCACUUACAAAAACAGUUACAAGUUCACAUUAAAGAAGUUCUUCCAUACGGAAUUUCAUAUUAGAGUAGCCUUUUGCAGUACGGUAUGCAGUAGUUUUUCCUUGUUUUUUGUUUUGUUUUGUUUUGCCUUUUAACCAAAAAUGUAACUAUGCGCAAAAUAAUCUUUGUUAGUAGCUGCCUACUUGAGGUUUUGGGGUUAUGGUUCAGCUGUACCAUUUACUGUUUUCCUCCACAUGUUUAUGACACAGCCUUUGGACAAUUUUACAUUCCUAUUACAGAGUUUCACUAAAGAUUAAAACUACCUGUUGGUUGGAGCAAUCCUAGGUUCAGUAUGUAAAGUUAUCUCAUAAUUAAAAUCAUUACACUGUUAUAUAUUUCCAUAUAUAUAAAAUAUGAAAUGUGUCAGUAUAGUGCUCUUAACUGUUCAAAUAUAUUUCUUACAUUCUAUACUGAGUAUAGAUUUGAAUAUGAGCUCUAAUAUAUGCCAUAAUUAACUAGAAAUACCACCUUGGACUAGUCAAGUUGCAGUUUACAUCCAUGUCUGUCCAGACUCAUAAUAUUUGUAGUAAAUACUAAUAUAAUUUCCAGUGAGAAACAUGCUGUCUUCACUUAGAGACCAUUUGGAUAUGAAAUGUCAUCACUUCAUCAUUUUAUCCUAUUAGACAUAAUUUGUGUGAAACUUCAUUAUAAUUAUGAAUUUUUGAG
Messenger RNA from Thunnus maccoyii (southern bluefin tuna), 4832 nucleotides. It is a transcript of the gene slc26a2, whose product is annotated as solute carrier family 26 member 2. The coding region runs from base 119 to 2302 and encodes 727 amino acids. Gene Ontology annotation, cellular component: membrane. Lineage: Eukaryota; Metazoa; Chordata; Actinopteri; Scombriformes; Scombridae. The transcript has 5 exons. Gene Ontology annotation, biological process: transmembrane transport. Gene Ontology annotation, molecular function: secondary active sulfate transmembrane transporter activity; oxalate transmembrane transporter activity; bicarbonate transmembrane transporter activity. The record is from RefSeq and is a predicted model, not a curated record.